AUGUCGUCGAUGCGGAAUGCCGUCCAACGGCGCAACCACAAAGAGCGCGCCCAGCCCGUCGAACGCGAAAAAUGGGGUCUCCUCGAGAAACGCAAAGACUACAAGCUGCGGGCUGCGGACCACAAGCAGAAGAAGGCCAAGCUCAAGGUCCUGAGCGAAAAGGCUCGAGACCGGAAUCCGGAUGAGUUUUCCUUCAAGAUGAUGUCGUCGCAAGUGGACAAGUCGGGGAAACGGGUGGCGGAUCGGGGCAACAAGGCGCUGAGUAUGGAGGUGGUGAAGCUGUUGAAGACGCAGGAUGCGGGAUACAUUCGCACCAUGCUGCAGCAGACGCGCAAGGAGAGGGAGGAGGUGGAGCAGAGGCUGAUUAUGGAGGAACAGGGCGAGGUGCGCGCUGUGAGGGAUGGAGAGAGGGCAAGGCACGGCAAGCACAGGGUGUUUGUGGAGAACGAGGAAGAACAAGACGAGUUUGAACCAGACACUUGGUUCGGACGCGGCGAGGAUAUCCCCACUCGCAAUGAGUCGCCCACUUUCGGAGACCUUCAAGACGAGUUAUCGGACGACGAAGACGAUGAGCAGCCUAUCCAACGGCCGAACACGUUAUCGAAGAAGCAGAUGGAAGCGCAAGAACAGGCACGCAGAGAAGCGAGGAAGUUUAGGAAGGACAGAGAGCGGGCACAAGAACGGCACAUGUCAAGGCUGCGGGCGCUCAAGAAGCGCGAGAGCGAACUUGUAGCCGCCGAAGAGGAACUAGAGCUCCAGCGCGCAAAGAUGAACAACACAGUCGGCGGCGUCAACAAAAACGGCGUCAAAUUCAAGGUCCGGGAGCGCAAGCGCUGA
Messenger RNA from Alternaria arborescens, 837 nucleotides. RefSeq lists its product as hypothetical. Gene Ontology annotation, biological process: rRNA processing. NCBI's taxonomy places the organism in Eukaryota, Fungi, Ascomycota, Dothideomycetes, Pleosporales, Pleosporaceae. The transcript has a single exon. The coding region runs from base 1 to 837 and encodes 278 amino acids. The record is from RefSeq and is a predicted model, not a curated record. Gene Ontology annotation, cellular component: nucleolus; small-subunit processome.